Molecule: messenger RNA, 1282 nt
Organism: Sarcophilus harrisii (Tasmanian devil)
Lineage: Eukaryota; Metazoa; Chordata; Mammalia; Dasyuromorphia; Dasyuridae
Product: interferon omega-1-like
Exons: 1
Coding region: 703-1251 (182 amino acids)
Biological process (GO): B cell differentiation; humoral immune response; cytokine-mediated signaling pathway
Cellular component (GO): extracellular region
Molecular function (GO): cytokine activity; type I interferon receptor binding
Source: RefSeq, a predicted model, not a curated record
AUAGAUUUUCAUACCUUUUCAAAGAAUAAGACCAAUGUUAACCUGAUUAUGCUCUAAAAUUUAGAAAGUGUGAGGUAAGGGAAGCACCAGGGCAGUUAUGUCAAGUAUGACUAGAGGAAGGCAUAGAUGUAGUACAUGAUGUGAAGCGACCAUUAAUUACUUAGACUAGGUCACAAGAGAGGAUUUAUGGGAUGAAAGCAAUAAAUUUAGCAGAAUAUGACUUCUAAUCUGAGAAUUAGAGAACUGGUAAAUAUGAAGCCAGAGUGAAAUAAAGAUGGGGAUAUCAGUGAAACCAAAGGAAGACAAGAGGUAAUGAAAGUCUAAAUGCAGGUGAUGGAAAUAAAGUAGUAGGGAGACAACAUGAGUAAGAAAUAUUGCAGGGAUAAAAUCAAUUGUUAUAUUUUUCCUACAAGGGAAUAAGACAAAAAAUGUAUAAUUAAUAUCUCAUCUCAAAGAGUUUAAUCUGUAAACACUGUUUAAGGUUGAAUUUAGUUGCACUUUUACUAAUAUUUCAAAGAUGAGGUUAUAAUGACAUCGAAGACCAAUAUGGAAAGUAAAUAAAGAAAAUAGAAAAAGGGAAAUCCCAUUAUAGGUUCUUAGCACUAUUUAAGAGAGUGUGUUUUUGAAGCAUGAUAUGCUAAGUAGCUGAAACAAAUAACUCUAAGGUUAGACAGAACCAGAUUAUCCAUCAGCAUCACCAUAAUGUCCUGGACCUUGUUGCCAGUUGCCCUGGUUCUGCUCUGCUCCAGCACCCUCUGCUCCCUGGGCUGUGAUCUGACUCAGGACCUGAAGAAAGACUUCUCCCUUCUGAACCAAAUGAGCACAUUUUCCCUGCUGCCAUGUCUGAAGGACAGAACCAACUUCAACUUCUCAAAGGAAGCCAUGGAGGUCAGCCAGUUCCAGAGGGAAAAUGCCACAGCCAUUGUUCAUGAAAUGCUCCAACAGAUCUUCACCAUCUUUAGCCUGAAUACCACUCCUGCUACUUGGAAUCAGACCCUGCUCAGGCAACUUCUCAUUGGACUGGAUCAUCAGCUGGACCAGCUGGAGCAGUGUCUUGGGCAGGAGGUGGAGUGGGAAGAGCCUUCCUUGGGAAGUGAGAACCCCAGAGGGGUCCUGAAGAGCUACUUUCAAGGGAUAAGGGCAUAUCUGCAAGGCAAAAACUACAGCCACUGUGCCUGGGAGAUGACCCGAGUGGAAAUCAGGAGGAUCUUUCUUUUCAUGAGCAAAUUCACAAGAGAAUUUCAGGACUGAAGAAAAAGAAAUAGACUCAGUUCUUCAAAUA